AUGGCUGCCGCUAGCCUUCCCCCUUUCCCCCUCAUGUUCCUCCGCCUCUACUGCUUCCUCGUGCUGUACAUGCACGUACCUUCUGCUUCCUCGCUUUCAUUCAGCUUCAAUUUUUCCAAGACCGGGGACCCCUGCAGCAACGAGCUCGUUUGCAGGGGCGACUCGUCCUUCGCUAACUCCGUAAUCGAGCUGACAAGGAAAAACUAUGUAAGCUACGACGGCCAAGGCCGUGUGUGGUACGCGACCCCGGUGCCGCUCUGGAAUGCCGUCACCGGCGAGCUAGCAAGCUUCAGCACCACCUUCUCCUUUAAGAUCACGUUGAACCCGAAGAGCCCUGCAUGGGCCGACGGGAUGGCCUUCUUCCUCGCGCAUUACUACUCGAACUACAGCGUCCUGGCCAGCGGGGUCGGGGGCGGGCACCUCGGUCUCUUCACCUUCGGCAACGCCUUCAACGCGACAGGUGAUAGUCAGGUCGUUGCCGUCGAGUUCGACACGUACCUUAAUGUAGGAUGGGACAAGAGCGACCAGCACGUCGGCAUCGACGUCAACUCCCUCAAGUCGGUGGCGUCCACGGACACGACCGCGCCGGGAUUCAAGAACCGCACAUCCGAUUCUGCGAUGAAUGCCGCGGUCCACUACGAUAACUGGACGAAGUUGUUAACCGUCGAUCUCCAAAUCGACGACACCUUGUACCACGUCAACAAGACCGUUGACCUUAAACAAAACUUGCCGGACACGGUGGCCGUCGGCUUCUCAGCGUCGACCGGCUACGGCAACGUACACCAGCUACUCUCAUGGUCGUUCAAUUCGACGCUUGAAAAUACCACGGAGCCCAUCUCAAAAAGAAAUACCACGGAGCCCUCAACCAAAUCGCUAUUCAAGGUACUUGUUCCUAUACUCGUUGUGUCGGUCUGUGCGAUUGUGGGCCUCCUCAUAUGGCUGCGUCAGAAGCUCAGAAAAAUCGAAGACACAGAUGAUGCUGCCGACAGCGAGGCUGAAGAGCAAUACGGCGAGGCUGAGUUCGAGAAAGUGUUGGCGGGGCCAAGGCGGUAUCUCUACCGCGAGCUUACCACCGCGACAGGCAACUUCGCAGAGGAGAAUCUGCUCGGCCGAGGAGGUUUUGGCAGUGUGUACAAGGGCUGCCUCCCGAGCGACGCCGACGACGUCCAGCAAGCGGCCAUUAAAAAGUUCUCGUUGGAGUCGUCUCAGGGUAGGAAGGAGUUCGAGGCCGAGGUGAAGAUCAUCAGCCGGCUGAGGCAUCGCAACCUAGUGCAGCUGUUAGGCUGGUGUGACAGCCUCAAAGGGCUACUGCUCGUCUACGAGCUUGUGCCAGAAGGGAGCCUAGAUAAACACAUCCACAACAACGAGAGGUUGUUAACCUGGUCUGAGAGGUACAAGAUCAUUCUUGGGUUAGGGUCAGCCCUGCGUUACCUGCACUGCGAAUGGGAGCAAUGUGUCGUCCACGGUGACAUCAAGCCGAGCAACAUAAUGCUCGACUCGUCCUACAACGCCAAGCUGGGAGACUUCGGGCUCGCUCGGCUCGUCGACCAUGGGACCGGCCCACGAACGACGGGGCUUGUCCAAGGAACCGCAGGGUACAUCGACCCGGAGUUUGUCAACACGCGCCGGCCGAGCACAGAGUCGGACGUCUACAGCUUCGGCAUCGUGUUGCUCGAGAUCGUUUCCGGACGGCAGCCGGUGGUCAUACGAGAAGGCGUCCCGCCAUUCGUGCUGCUUAAGUGGGUGUGGAGCUUGUACUGCCAGGGCGCAACCCUCGACGCGGCGGACAAGCUCCUGCGGGGCGACAAGGCCGAGGAGCGGCAGAUGGAGCGCGCGCUGGUCGUGGGGCUCUGGUGCGCGCACCACGACCCGGGCGAGCGGCUGUCCGUCACGCAGGCCAUGCACGCGCUGCAGUCCGAGGAUGUGAAGCUGCCGACGCUCUCGCUGCAGAUGUACAAGCCGGCGGCACCGCCGAGCGGUGUGUCCGGCACCUCCUUCUCCAGCGGCGUCCGCUCUUCGGUGGCCACAGGCACGACGACACGUUCUUCGGAAUGGUCUGCCACCUGAUCGGACCGCGUUGCAUUGUAACUGUGUGAGCCUUUUUCUUUUUUGGACGAAACAAUUGCGUGAGCUGUUUGAUUAUUGCUUUCCGGGACAUCUCGAGUGUGGUGAACUGGUGAUGUAAGUAUUUGCACUUCAGAUUUAUGUUUGAUUAUCUUUGCUUGUUUGCCUUUUAGGUACUAUGAACUUUGCUAGGCCCAUGCGUGGGCCAGCUCAUACAACGCAAUGCAUGCGUAUGG
Messenger RNA from Phragmites australis (common reed), 2300 nucleotides. RefSeq names its product L-type lectin-domain containing receptor kinase IX.1-like. The transcript has 2 exons. Gene Ontology annotation, biological process: protein phosphorylation. Lineage: Eukaryota; Viridiplantae; Streptophyta; Magnoliopsida; Poales; Poaceae. Bases 1 to 2067 code for a protein of 688 amino acids. The record is from RefSeq and is a predicted model, not a curated record. Gene Ontology annotation, cellular component: plasma membrane. Gene Ontology annotation, molecular function: carbohydrate binding; ATP binding; protein kinase activity.